CUACAGUCAAUGGCCACUCUCACCACCUCGCUACUAUGGAAAACAGAAUGGUCAAUAGGAUAUGCUCUGAUAAAUGGUAAUGAUUGAAGAUGCUGCUUCAAUACCUGUGAAAUCAAUGGGAAAUACUUGCUGCAUGAAGAGCUUUCUGAGCUUUUCGCGACAAGCUCACCUUUAAGGAAUCAGAGUCAUAUUCUACCAUUAUAAGGUCUUUCUCGAGUGGAUAUAAAUACAUUUGUCUCAUUGUAACCAGACAACCAGGCAACUAAUGUGGGACCAUGGCACUGCCCAGGUGCACAUGGCCAACUUAUGUUUGGAGAGCAGUGAUGGCAUGCUUGGUACACAGGGGACUGGGUGCCUCCUUGACUCUCUGUAUGUUGGGAUGUUUGCUUCAGGCUGCCCAUGUGCUCUCACAGAAAUUGGAUGAUGUGGACCCUCUGGUGACUACCAACUUUGGCAAGAUAAGAGGAAUUAAGAAAGAACUCAAUAAUGAAAUUUUGGGGCCUGUUAUUCAGUUUCUCGGGGUUCCGUAUGCAGCCCCACCAACAGGGGAACAUCGUUUCCAACCUCCAGAACCACCAUCUCCCUGGUCAGAUAUCAAGAAUGCCACUCAAUUUGCUCCUGUGUGUCCCCAGAAUAUCAUUGAUGGCAGAUUGCCAGAAGUCAUGCUUCCUAUAUGGUUUACUAAUAACUUGGAUGUGGUUUCAUCAUAUGUACAAGACCAGAGUGAAGACUGCCUGUAUUUAAACAUAUAUGUCCCGACUGAGGAUGGUGAGUUUAUUACAGGAAAAAACAGGGAGAUAUAUUUACACUUUCCUUUUUUAUUCUAA
Messenger RNA from Galeopterus variegatus (Sunda flying lemur), 827 nucleotides. Its product is annotated as neuroligin-1-like. Gene Ontology annotation, biological process: modulation of chemical synaptic transmission; synaptic vesicle endocytosis; chemical synaptic transmission. Lineage: Eukaryota; Metazoa; Chordata; Mammalia; Dermoptera; Cynocephalidae. The record is from RefSeq and is a predicted model, not a curated record. Gene Ontology annotation, cellular component: cell surface; synapse; postsynaptic specialization membrane. Gene Ontology annotation, molecular function: neurexin family protein binding; signaling receptor activity. The transcript has a single exon. Bases 276 to 827 code for a protein of 183 amino acids.